AUGGCGAACGACGGCGAACAGCCAACCUCCGCCGACAAGGGCAAGGGCAAAGUUGACGAUGUUCGCGAGCUGAACGGCAAGAAGUCACAAAAGGACGAGAAGACACCCGUAGAUGGCAAGAAGAAGGAUGAGGGCCCACAAGAAGAUGAGCUCAGUGAAGAGGAUCAGCAGCUCAAGGAUGAGCUGGAGAUGCUCGUGGAGCGGUUAAAGGAGCCAGAUACAUCCUUGUACGGACCAGCCCUUGAUGCCAUCAAAAACUUCAUCAAGACAUCAACCUCAUCUAUGACCGCUGUUCCCAAGCCCCUGAAGUUCCUCCGACCGCACUAUGAUCAGCUCACGGAACUGUAUGAGAAGUGGGCGGCGGGCCCUGUCAAGGAUUCGCUAGCCGAUAUGCUCUCUGUUCUUGGCAUGACCUACGGCGACGAGGAGAAGCUGGAAACACUCAAAUACCGCCUCUUGGCCAAGUCCGAGGACCUUGGCUCAUGGGGACACGAAUACAUCCGCCACCUCGCGCUAGAAAUCGGACAAGAAUAUCAGAACCGGUUGAAUGCGGAGAAGGAGACACAAGAUUUAGUGGAUCUUGCACUCUCUCUGGUGCCGUAUUUCUUGAGCCACAACGCCGAGGCUGAUGCGGUCGAUUUGCUGAGCGAGAUGGAGAUCAUCGAGGAGAUCCCGCGAUUUGUCGACGAGAACACAUACCCCCGCGUGUGUCUAUACAUGGUCAGCAUGGUCAACCUGCUUACCUACCCGGAGGAUCAGCAGUUCCUGCGGACAGCACACGAAAUCUAUGUUCGCUACAACAAGCUCUCCCAAGCUAUUGUUCUUGCCAUUCGUCUGAACGAUAUCGACCUGAUUAAGAGUGACAUCAACGCCACUGAUGAUAGGGCUCUGAAGAAACAGAUGGCGUUCCUCGUCUCACGGCAACAGAUCUGGCUUGAUAUGCCCGAGGAGGAUGAGGAGGAUGAGGCCCUGAAUGACUCUCUCAACAACACAUCUAUUCCCAAGCAUUUCAAGUCUCUCGGCAAGGAACUCAACAUUCUCGAUCCAAAAAUGCCCGAGGAUAUUUACAAGACACAUUUGGAGAACAGCCGAGGGGCCGGCCUCACCAACCUCGAUUCGGCUCGGCACAACUUGGCGAGUGCGUUUGUCAAUUCGUUUGUCAAUGCAGGAUUUGGCAACGACAAGAUGAUGCUCGUCGACGGAGAGAAGGGCCCCUGGGUCUGGAAAACUAAGGAUGACGGUAUGCUCUCGACCACUGCGUCGUUGGGUAUGCUGCUGCACCGAGACGUUGAUGAUGGACUCGACAAGAUCGACAAAUUCACAUACGCGCAGGAGGACCAGGUCAAGGCCGGUGCACUUCUUGCUAUUGGUAUUCUGAACUCUGGAGUGCGCAUCGAGACCGACCCCGCUCUUGCGCUUCUGAGUGAUCCAGACAACCUCGAAGCCAAGAGCGUGCCGAUGCGUGUCGCAUCGAUCAUGGGUCUUGGUCUGGCAUACGCCGGUUCCAACAAGGAAGACCUUCUCGAGAUUCUGCUACCUAUUGUCGAGGAUGCCUCUUUAGACAUGCAGCUGUCUGCCAUGGCGGCCGUCUCCCUCGGUCUCAUUUUCGUUGGAUCAUCUAACCAUCAGGUCAGCGAGGCCAUUGCCACAACGCUUAUGGACGAGGAGCGCCAAAAGCAGCUUAAGGACAAGUGGACAAGGUUCAUGGCCCUUGGAUUGGCUCUUCUUUACUUUGGUCGUCAGGAGGAAGUUGAUGUCAUCCUUGACAUCCUCAAGGCCGUUGACCAUCCCAUGGCCAAGCCUACCUCCGUUCUCGCAUCAGUGUGUGCAUGGGCCGGUACCGGAACGGUAUUGAAGUUGCAGGAACUUUUGCACAUCUGUAACGAUAUUAUCGAGGAGAAAGAAGAGAACAAGGGCGACGAGCUUGUUCAGUCUUAUGCUGUUUUGGGUCUUUCCCUGAUCGCAAUGGGCGAAGACGUUGGUCAAGACAUGAUUCUGCGACAAUUUGGGCACCUUAUGCACUAUGGAUCCAGCAACAUCCGCCGUGCUGUUCCCCUUGCCAUGGGUCUUAUCAGUCCCAGCAACCCGCAGAUGAAGGUUUACGACACUUUGUCACGAUACAGUCACGAUAACGACAAUGACGUGGCCAUCAACGCAAUCUUCGCCAUGGGCCUCUGUGGUGCGGGUACGAACAAUGCUCGUCUGGCUCAGCUUCUUCGCCAACUUGCAAGUUACUACCACCGCGACCAGAACUCUCUAUUCAUGGUGCGCAUUGCUCAGGGUCUCCUGCACAUGGGUAAGGGUACCAUGACGCUCAACCCCUUCCACACGGACCGACAGGUCCUCUCACGAGUGUCAGCUGCCGGUCUUCUGACCGUGCUCGUGUCUCUCAUCGAUGCCAAGCAGUUCAUCUUGGCCGAACACCACUACCUCCUUUACUUCCUCAUUACCGCCAUGUACCCUCGCUUCCUUGUGACGCUAGAUGAAGAUCUGCAACCUGUCACUGUAAACGUUCGUGUGGGUCAAGCUGUCGACGUUGUGGGUCAGGCUGGUCGUCCCAAGACGAUUACCGGUUGGCAGACGCAGAGUACGCCAGUUCUUCUCUCGUAUGGCGAGCGAGCCGAGCUGGAGGACGAGCAGUACCUUCCUCUCAGCAGCACCCUUGAAGGAUUGGUUAUUCUCCGCAAAAAUCCGGAUUGGGUCGCGCCCGAAUAA
Molecule: messenger RNA, 2715 nt
Organism: Penicillium oxalicum
Lineage: Eukaryota; Fungi; Ascomycota; Eurotiomycetes; Eurotiales; Aspergillaceae
Product: proteasome regulatory particle base subunit RPN1
Exons: 5
Coding region: 1-2715 (904 amino acids)
Biological process (GO): regulation of protein catabolic process; proteasome-mediated ubiquitin-dependent protein catabolic process
Cellular component (GO): proteasome regulatory particle, base subcomplex; nucleus; proteasome complex
Molecular function (GO): enzyme regulator activity
Source: RefSeq, a predicted model, not a curated record